AUGUCUACCGCUAAUAUAGAGAAUAUUAUAAAUUUGUCUUCCGAGGAUGAAGAUGAUGUGGAGAUUAUAGCGUUCAAGAAGGAAACACAGGAUUUGAUUGAUAAUCCAAUACAACCUCCGCAUACCAACAGCACCAAAAAAUUAAGCAAUGUUCAGUGUCCAAUCUGCUUUGAUGAGGUCACCAAUGCGACAGCAACUUCGUGUGGACAUGUCUUCUGUUUGGAAUGCAUUCAACAAAGUAUUGCUAGCUCUACUGCUAGAGGACAAACCAAAGGCAAAAAGGGUGUUGGCUUAUGUCCUUUGUGCCGUAAGAGAGUUACCUUUAAAGAAACCAUGUUAUUGAGGAUGAAAUUAGCCAAGGUCACGGGUCCGCCACCCAUUCCAUCUGAGUUCAGCGGUUCGAAAGAGCCAUGA
Debaryomyces fabryi is the source of this 414-nucleotide messenger RNA. Its product is annotated as SUMO-targeted ubiquitin ligase complex subunit. The coding region runs from base 1 to 414 and encodes 137 amino acids. The record is from RefSeq and is a predicted model, not a curated record. NCBI's taxonomy places the organism in Eukaryota, Fungi, Ascomycota, Pichiomycetes, Serinales, Debaryomycetaceae. The transcript has a single exon. Gene Ontology annotation, molecular function: transcription factor binding. Gene Ontology annotation, biological process: positive regulation of transcription by RNA polymerase II.